Molecule: messenger RNA, 2834 nt
Organism: Cygnus olor (mute swan)
Lineage: Eukaryota; Metazoa; Chordata; Aves; Anseriformes; Anatidae
Gene: MAPKAPK3
Product: MAPK activated protein kinase 3
Exons: 10
Coding region: 1-1164 (387 amino acids)
Biological process (GO): intracellular signal transduction; response to cytokine; protein autophosphorylation
Cellular component (GO): cytoplasm; nucleus
Molecular function (GO): mitogen-activated protein kinase binding; calmodulin binding; ATP binding
Source: RefSeq, a predicted model, not a curated record
AUGGAACAAAAUGAAGGUGAACAGGAAUCCCAGCCAGAGAGCCACGUGGAGAGCAAGAGCAUCGUGAAAUCCUUGCCUGGGGGAGCAGCCCAUGUCAAACUAGAGAUAAAAAAACAUGCAGUUACGGAUGACUACAAACUCUCCAAACGGGUGUUAGGGUUAGGAAUCAAUGGCAAAGUACUGGAGUGUUUCAACAAGGAGACGGGGCAGAAAUGUGCUUUGAAGCUCCUGUAUGACAACCCAAAAGCUCGUCAGGAAGUAGAAUAUCACUGGCGGGCCUCAGGGUGUCCCCAUAUUGUCCACAUCCUGGAUGUUUAUGAGAACAUACACCAUGGAAAGAGAUGCCUCCUCAUUGUCAUGGAAUGCAUGGAGGGAGGAGAGCUGUUUAGCAGGAUCCAGGAGAGAGGAGAUCAAGCUUUCACCGAGAGAGAGGCUUCUGAAAUAAUGAGAGACAUCGGAACAGCCAUCCAGUAUCUUCAUUCAAUGAACAUUGCCCAUAGAGACGUCAAGCCUGAAAACUUGCUUUACACAUCUAAAGAGAAGGAUACUGUACUCAAACUCACUGACUUCGGCUUUGCCAAAGAAACCACUGUACAAAAUGCGCUGCAGACCCCUUGUUACACUCCUUACUAUGUGGCUCCAGAAGUCCUUGGUCCUGAGAAGUAUGACAAAUCAUGUGACAUGUGGUCUCUGGGUGUCAUCACGUAUAUUCUCCUGUGUGGCUUCCCUCCAUUCUACUCAAACACUGGACAAGCUAUUUCUCCAGGGAUGAAGAGAAGAAUUCGGAUGGGGCAAUAUGGGUUUCCCAAUCCAGAAUGGGCUGAAGUAUCAGAAGAAGCCAAACAACUGAUUCGCCACUUACUGAAGACUGACCCAACAGAGAGGAUGACAGUUUCUCAGUUUAUGAAUCACCCUUGGAUUAACAGAUCAAUGGCAGUGCCACCAACUCCUCUCCAUACUGCACGGGUCCUGCAAGAGGAUAAAGACCACUGGGAUGAAGUUAAAGAGGAGAUGACCAGCGCUUUGGCUACCAUGAGAGUGGACUAUGAUCAGGUGAAAAUUAAAGACUUGAAAACAUCCAACAACCGCCUUCUGAACAAACGCCGUAAGAAGCAGAAGCAGGCAAGCACCUCUUCUGCAGCCCCAGGGUGCAAUAAUCAAUGAGAAGAGAAGCCAAGGACCUGGGGGUGGAGGGUAAAAGUGUUAAAAGGAACAAUUUAAAAUGAGUACAAUCAACUCAGUUGACUGAGUACCAUGAAUGCACAUAGACUGCAAAGAAGUUAUCCUGCAAAGAGGGAGCAGAGGGAAAGAUUGCAUUUUUGUAACUUGAAUCAGGGCUUUGCUUUUAAAGGCUAAUUUAUGACGUGAUUCAGUUGCAUAUCACUAGGGAAGGUGUAGCAAUACCAGAAAUGUUAUCGGGUUUUGUUUUGGCUUUAAGUGUGUUGGAGGAGUGGAGAGAACAGGAAACAGUCACAGUAUACAUACUACCGCACUGAGGCUUUGAUAGCCAUGUAGAAGAGUGACUUCUGCUACCAUUUUAAGCUAGGGAAUAUAAAAAUGUCAAGUGUUCUGCUUGGAGUGUUUUAGGAGUUCAAACGUGAGUACUGAAAAAGGAGACAAAUGUCACUGCUCUUUAUACGAGUAGCGCAGGUACAGGUCUACUUUGGAUACAUGUGGCCAGUGUUUCCAUCCUAGAAUAGGUAAGAAUAGUCAGUGUUUCCAAACUUACCUCCUGUGGUUACAGAAUGUCACCUAAGCAGUAAGCAGUUAUUCCUGUUUUAGGAAAAAACAUCCAUACAUUUCCAUUUUCACAAAGUCCUUCAUGUAGUCCUAUGUGAAGAUUUGGCUUUGUCGUGGUUUCUCAUUCAAAAACAUGUUCAUUUUAUAAACAUAACCAUUAUGUUAUGUCUAUGCCACUGUCAGAUUCCGCUCUUGUAAUGUUCUUAAUUUAAACAGUACUUCAUGCAAAGAGUUUUAAUUAGGAUUUAAUUAGUCAAAAGUAUCCUGCAGAGAAUAUUGCUGCUUCUCUUGGAUCUACAACGUCUAGGUUGUACAACUGGACAUGCAGUUAUAUAUGAGAGACUGCUCUAGAAGAGAGGCUUCUGAAAUUCAGGAAGAAACAGCAAGUGCGUGUUUUCUGUGGACUCCACUGUCUGCCAGCAUCCCUUCUGGUAAUUACCUCAAGAUCCUGUGCCUGAGACAUGCUGAUCAUAUCAGAUUUUGGGGUGUUGGGGUUGGUUUGUUUCUUGGGAGCAAGGAGGGAAAGGUUGCAACUUUAUCUGUGGUGUUUUGACAGUGUUUCUGGAUCCAAAGAUUUCCACCACCUAAGGGAAACUACCUAUAAGGAUAUCCACUUUUUUUUUUCCCUAUUCUAAUUCUUGUUUUAUGGUAUUUUAGCCUUGGUUUGCUAAUUCGUUUUACUUUGUAAUCAAAGUAUUUUCUCCCACUGUAUUAUAUAUAUAUAUAUAUAUAUAUUUUAAGUUGAGGUAAAGCAAAUGUUUGUGAAAGUAUUAACAAAGUUUAGAAUGAAAAUUAUGUGCUUCCAGUAACACAAGCAAAAACUACUUUGUGGUAGGCAUACACAGUGCUGUUGUGUUAAUAAACUAAGAAGCAGCUUAAAAGACGAGGGAAAACAAGGCUCCAGAGAGGAUCUGAAACUUCAGAUCUGACUGCCACAUAAAUCUUGUUACCUCCAACAAAUACAUGGUCGAGGAUUCAGGCCUUUUCUGGAGAGCCCUGUUCCCAUCUUCAAAGCAUUGGAUGAGUACUCUAUUCUUUGUUAACUGGUCCUAGGGUUUUAUAAACUGAUUUUAAUAAACCAUGUUCCAACAUUC